CUACGUCGUCAGUUGCUACUUUUAGCUUGUGGUGUUGUAUUUAGCUAGUGAUUUGCUUCUUUUAGCUUUUAAUGUAGUGAUUUGCUACUUUUAGCUUGUGCUGGGAUAUUGUUAGCUUCUGAUGCUACUUUUAGCUUGUAUUGCUUUUAGCUUUUGAUUUUCUACUUUUAGCUUGUGUUGUAUUUUCAGUUGUAAUGUUUGACUCUUUUAGCUUAUAUUGUGUUACUUUUAGUUUGUAUAGUAGUUUUCUACAUUUAUCUUGUGUUAUUUGUGGCUUUUAGCUAAUGAUUCUGUACUUUUAGUUGUGGUUCUUUAAGCCUUUAGUCAGCUGUCAUUCAGCACUCACACGGUUCYGUCGACGCAUGCGCAGAGCAGCAGAUGUGUUCACCUCUGGAGUGCAGCAGGAAUCAGGAAGUCUGUUUUCAUCCCAACGCAGCAGCAGACAUGUCAUCAUCUGCCUCACAGUCCGAGCUGAGGCUGGUCGUUCUGGGCCCAAAACAGGCAGGAAACAAGCCUGCAGUUUGCUCCAUCCUGGGCCUGGAAGUCCAGGGCCCGGAUGUGGGGGCUGAUCAGGAGUGCACCAAACACAGAGGAGAGGCUGCUGGCAGGCAGGUCGUGGUCGUCUCCAGUCCUGCCUGGUUCAGCUCGGCCUGCGACYCAGAGGAAAGAAGGAAACAUAUUUCCUCUCUGGUUGCGUUGUCGAGCCCUGGACCACACGCCUUCCUGCUCUGUGUUCCUGUGAGCCAGCCAGCUGAUGAUGAAACCAAAGCGCUCGCUGCCCUGGACCGGCUGUUCGGUUCCUCUGCCGUCAGCAGGAACACGCUCGUCCUCUUCACCCACAUGGAGGAGCUGGGAGAGGACGAGCAGCUGGAGGAAUACCUCGUCACGUGGCGCAAAGACCUCCUGGAGAUGGUGGCGAGGUGCGGCGACCGCUACCACACGCUGGAGCGUGGAGGCGGAGGCGCAGAGGAGCGGAGCGCGGUGGAGGAGCUGCUGGAGAAGGUGGAGCAGGUCGUGAUGGAGAACGGGAGCCAGCACUUCAGCUGCCAUCUCUACCAGGAGGCUGAGGAGAGGCUGCAGGCGAGGCAGAGGGAGGUUGUGAGGCAGAGGAGGGAGGAAGGCCCCGAGUCUCCCACAGACUCAGAAGUGACGGAGGAGGAGAUGGAAGCUGUCCGAGAAGAGGCGGAGAGGAGCGUGGGGGGCUUCGAUCUGGAUCUAGGUGGUAUCUUUACGUCUUCUAGCGUCUCACCUUCCACCCCUGUUCCUUCCUCUUUUCUCCAAAGGCUGUGGGGGAAGCUGGUGGCCUGGAUCAGAUGGCUGCCGUCCCUCGUGAGGAGGGAUGCCCUGAUGGGGGCCCUGGUUGGCCUCUUUGUGGGGGGGCCGUUUGGAGGGAUGGUUGGGGCCACUGUGGGCUCUGUGGCUACUGAAGUGGGGAAAAGGAAAACGGAGGAAACUGAGAAAACUAAAUAAGAGAUAAUGUCAUUAAUAUGUGCAAGAAGUUACAUCAUUUAUCUCUUUAAAUAUUACUCUAGAGCUAACUGACCUGUUAAAAUGCUAUUUUAGUGGCACUUCAAAAUGUUUCUGCACAAAUACGACCAAAAUGAAUCAUCCUUUAAUUUUUACAUUUGAACCAAGGCUGGACGAAGAAUUUUCUUGUAUUUUAUCAAAUCUGUCUUUUUCCCUUUGUAUAUUUUUUUUGUAGUUUUAUGUUAUAAAGUUACAUUUCAAAACUGGUGGUAGUAUCAUGGUUUGGACAUCUAAAUCUAAAGUUCUGGUGGUAGUAUCAUGGUUUGGACAUAGUAUAUUUGUCUGUACUUGUAUUUUGCUUUAUCAAAUCCAAGGUCCCCCAAGUGCUUCACAGUACAAUCAGUCAUACAUUGUAUGUAGUAUGUGCGUAUGUACAUAUUUAAAUCUUAAUUACACCUACAGUCUUGUUUUUAAAGAAAGACAGUUUUGGGCCUGCUGUAUUAGUUAUUUUACCUACAGAUGUUUUGGACAAAUAAAACAACUGAUUAUGUUAAUGAUUGGAUGUUAGUGUUCCAACUGAACGGACCCAAACACAAACUUUUUUCCACCCGUAAGUUAUGUAACACCACAUCCAUCUACUCAUCAAAUAAGCGACUCAAGUUUAACGUCUUUCUAGUUGUUUGCUCACCUGGUCAGGUUAGUUUCAUUCACUCAGUGUUAUUGUGUGAAAGAUUUAAACACUAAAGUUUUUUUUUUCUUUUACAUAGAAACAGCCAAAGAACUAAAACGCAUGGAAGCUUUUAACAACUUUUUUCUAUUUUAUUUUCAUGUUGUGUCAGCUGGUGUUUAAUGUUCUUAAUAACUUGCAGUGUUUUCUUUCAAAAUGAUGUUUUUUGUUUAAUUUAAUUUGACAGAUUAUCUUUCAUUGAGUGAGACAUUCUGAUAAAUUAAAAUCACUAAAGAAACUGA
This is a messenger RNA of Austrofundulus limnaeus, 2436 nucleotides long. RefSeq names its product GTPase IMAP family member 4. Bases 379 to 1470 code for a protein of 363 amino acids. The record is from RefSeq and is a predicted model, not a curated record. Lineage: Eukaryota; Metazoa; Chordata; Actinopteri; Cyprinodontiformes; Rivulidae. The transcript has 3 exons. Gene Ontology annotation, molecular function: GTP binding.